Molecule: messenger RNA, 4621 nt
Organism: Chionomys nivalis (European snow vole)
Lineage: Eukaryota; Metazoa; Chordata; Mammalia; Rodentia; Cricetidae
Gene: Rrm2b
Product: ribonucleotide reductase regulatory TP53 inducible subunit M2B
Exons: 9
Coding region: 379-1272 (297 amino acids)
Biological process (GO): deoxyribonucleotide biosynthetic process
Cellular component (GO): cytosol
Molecular function (GO): ribonucleoside-diphosphate reductase activity, thioredoxin disulfide as acceptor
Source: RefSeq, a predicted model, not a curated record
UCGCAGUCGCUCCAUCCUCCGCCGCAGGGAGGGUCAGGCCCGAACUUCGGGUCCUGGCUCGGCUGCGGAGUCCUGAUCGUCGCCGUCGGAGACCCGGUGCCGCCGGAAGGAAGCGCCCUCGCUGCAGGCUGGUGGGGGAGGGGCGCGGGCGCAGGGCUCGCUCGGGGCUGGCCCGGGACGGCGGCUCUCCCGGUCUCUCCGCUCAGGAUCCUUGGCCGGGGCUGCGGCGGCUCUCCCCUCCGCCGCCGAGGAGCGCGUGUGCAGCAGUUGUCUUCAGAUACAAACGAAAACACAGAGAGGUCAAAUGAAGAGCCUCUUCUAAGAAAGAGUUCCCGCCGGUUUGUUAUCUUUCCGAUCCAGUACCCUGAUAUUUGGAAGAUGUAUAAACAAGCACAGGCGUCUUUCUGGACCGCAGAAGAGGUUGACUUGUCAAAGGACCUCCCGCACUGGAACAAGCUUAAGUCGGAUGAGAAGUAUUUUAUCUCCCACAUCUUAGCCUUUUUUGCAGCCAGUGAUGGAAUUGUCAAUGAAAACUUGGUGGAACGGUUCAGUCAGGAGGUGCAGGUUCCAGAGGCUCGCUGUUUCUAUGGUUUUCAAAUUCUCAUCGAGAACGUCCACUCAGAGAUGUACAGUUUACUAAUAGACACUUACAUCCGGGAUCCAAAGAAAAGGGAAUUUUUGUUUAAUGCAAUUGAAACAAUGCCGUAUGUUAAGAAGAAGGCAGACUGGGCUCUGCGCUGGAUAGCCGACAGAGAGUCAACGUUUGGGGAAAGAGUGGUGGCCUUUGCUGCCGUGGAAGGUGUUUUCUUCUCUGGGUCAUUUGCUGCUAUCUUCUGGCUGAAGAAGAGAGGCCUCAUGCCCGGACUCACUUUCUCAAAUGAACUCAUCAGCAGGGAUGAAGGGCUUCACUGUGACUUUGCUUGCCUGAUGUUUCAGUAUUUGGUAAAUAAGCCUUCAGAAGAAAGGGUCAGGGAGAUCAUUGUCGAUGCCGUUAAAAUUGAGCAGGAGUUUUUGACAGAAGCCUUGCCUGUCGGUCUCAUCGGAAUGAACUGUGUUUUGAUGAAACAGUAUAUUGAGUUUGUAGCUGACAGAUUGCUUGUGGAACUUGGCUUCUCUAAGGUUUUCCAGGCAGAAAAUCCCUUUGAUUUUAUGGAAAACAUUUCGUUGGAAGGGAAAACGAAUUUCUUUGAGAAGCGAGUUUCUGAGUACCAGCGGUUCGCAGUCAUGGCAGAAACCACAGACAAUGUCUUCACUUUGGAUGCAGACUUUUAAAUCUCUCCCCAUUUAAAAAUACCACAGAAGCCAGAUAUGGUGGCACAUGCCUUUAAUCCCAGCACUCAAUGGAGGCCAAGGCAGGUGGAGUUUGGGGACUGUCAGAGCUACGUAUAGAGAUCUGUCUCAAAAACCCAAAUAACAGCAGCAAGAGCAAACUAACAAACAAAACAUUGUUGGUAAAAUAGCAAUUUAUUUUUCUGUCCUUUUGAAAUGUUGAGUAUUUCCUUUAAGGAAAUGAGAGUUUGAAUAGAAGGAAAUCAAGAACUAAAUUAUAAGCCGUUGAUUUAUCGAAAUGCACUUCAGUUUAUUUAUACAGUGAGAGGGCGUGGCUUUUUCUUUAUUCAUUAACACAUAAGAUGGCAUUAAGAGCCUGGAUUGAGGAGUCAUAUAUGAGUUUGAAUCCUGCCCUUACUCCUUUGUGUGCCCUUGGCAGGUCAGUCAGUCACUGUAAACUUCAGGGCAAUGAUCUGUAAACUUGUAUGAUAGUAAGUCCCAAGUUCUUGGAGGUCACAGAAGAACAGAUACACAAAGAUAAGUUUCCCUCCACUACCUCGACAACCAGUUAACACCAACGGCACGACUGGUUGCAGUAACACUGAGAUGCAGUGCACUCCUCUCCAAAGUGACUGUGAUUCUAGGUUAGAUGGAGCUCUAGAGUUCAUUAGGGUCUAAUGAUUGCAGGAAGAAUAUAAGAAUAUGAAGCCUUGAGAGGUCAUGAUUCUCAUCAGCCCCUUUGCUUUCUCAAUCUGCAGUAAAGAAUGUAGCUCAUAACUGUUUAGGGCGGAAGGCUUGUGGAACAGAGUCCAGACAUUGUCAUGGUUGUGGGCCUUAGAAGAAAAGCGAUUCUCCUUCAGGAAUUAAAAAGCCAACUGCUGCCAGGUGCAGCCCUGGAAUGUUUAGAACCAGGAUAGAUGGGCACUUCCCAAAGUCAUAUUCUCAGAGCUGGUAGAUCUUGCGAUGUUUUGUGAUAGACUUCAUCUGUUUGUCUUCAUACUUUAAAUCUCUCUACAAUGUUAUGAAUGUUCUUUAGUGGGACUGUGUAUGCUACACAGCUAGAUGAUAAGGGAGAGGGAAAGGCCAGGAGCCAGGCUGCCUGGGCAGUGUGCCCUCUUCAUUUUCAGGAAGCACCAAGAGGAAGCCUGAGCCCCAUCAAACCCCGGUUCCUACUCAGUGAAGUGCCUGCUGCCCAAACAUGAGGGCCCAAGUCCAGAUCCCCGGCAACUCCAUAGAAACCAUAGCAGCACAUGCUCACACGCCACACACUUGUACGUGCACACACACAGUGCACACACAGAGUGCACACACACAAUGCACGCACAGAGUGCACACACAUGGAGUACAAACAAAGUUCUGGAAACUGAAAUUCAGAGAUUUCUCUCUAUGUAAGUUUUGUUCCAUGUGUUCUCUACUGAUUGAUCAAACUAGGAACUCGAAAUGAACGCGAGAGAGGCGGCAUAGUUCCACUGUUAGAUGAAGUGUUUGAGUUACAGUCAGAUUGGUUUUCUUGCUGUGUGCUUCCCACUGGUCAUGUGGUCACCUGAUGCCCUUCUAAGCCUGCCAACACCUGUUAAUAAAACAUGGCGAGAGGGGUGAGGGUCGGAGAAGCUGAAAAACAUAGCCAUGAUUCCAGCCACUGUCCUUUUAUGUGAGAUUCUGGGGCUGUCACAUCCUUUAAAUUUCGUCCAUUGUGAUUUGUUUUACCUGUUCCUUUGUUAAAGUAUUGCAUACUACCAUAGCAUUGCUGUUUACGGUACUUUAGAAUAUCAGAGAAUCAAAGAGCUUGGAGUGUUUGGGUAGUGUGUCUCAAGAUACUUACCUACUGCCAUACAAAACCAUGUAAAGCUGUAAUCAUCUCAGACUGAAAGACGACAGUUCAACCGUGUAUGGCGCCGAAGUUUAAGUCUAGAUCUUCCGCGUGAGUCGUGCCAGUGCCUUCGUGUGAUGCCUGUUCACAGCAGCAAUAAGCAAAGCUGUGUUUGGAAGAAGUCUUUUUUUUUUUUUUUUUUUUGGUUUUUCGAAACAGGGUUUCUCUGUGGCUUUCGAGCCUGUCCUGGAACUAGCUCUGUAGACCAGGCUGGCCUCAAACUCACAGAGAUCCGCCUGCCUCUGCCUCCCGAGUGCUGGGAUUAAAGGCGUGCGCCACCAUCACCGGGCUAGAAGAAGUCUUAAUAUCGAAAAACUGAAUUUUAAUACACGGUAAUGUUGCUCCAUUCAGUAUUCUGCACCCAUCUGUCCCCCAAGUUGCACAUUUAUUUAUUACGCCUAUUUUGGUCCAUAGAUACGGAAGAAUCAUGAAGUUACAGGAUGUAUCAUGUAUCAUAGGUAAAGAAAGCUUAAGUUUAUGGCUCUUCUCUUUUUUCCAGCACAUGUGUUUCAAAGAAAUUCAGUUUAUCAUAGUAUCAUAAACAACUUUGUCAUAACAAUAGUUCUACUGCAUGCUUCAGCACGUAGGCGCAUGGUGUGGAGCAGCUUUGGACCAGUUUAUUUCCAGUGCUUUCUGCAGGACUGAAUUUCAGUAAUAAACACUUACUUUGUGAUGUAAUCCACUCCCAGCCACACCGCUAUUUGAAGAUGUUACAGUGUUUCAUUUUAAAAUAUCCAGAUUCUACUUCUGUCACCACUUUAUUAUGUUUUGUUUUCCUUCUUUUAGUUGGAGUUCAUCACGCAGUCUGGCCUGGAUUGCACUCUUGAGCCUCCUGCUCCAUCCUCCCAAAUAGGCAUUAUAGGCUGUGUGCCACCAUGCCCAGAUACAACUUUAUUUUUUGUGCAUAAACAAGAUGUGCAUGUUCAAAAAUAAUUUAAUAUUCAGAUUAUGUAUUUUAUAUUUAAAUAUAUUUAUGUCAUUCUCAUAGACUCUCCAGAUUUACUUUUCACAACUAAGCUAAGAGCUCGAUGUCAUAUCAGUGAUAAAGAAACUUUUGGUGGGCUGCACUAAAGGCAAAUUAGCUCUGAGAUCAAGUGUCACGUUUUGAACUAAUUGAGAGUUGGAAGCCAGCUCAGGCAGAACGUGGGGUGCAGUACUCAGAAGUGAGAUUGUAAUUCUCGUCCCUUCCUUAAGUGAUCUGCUCUUUGUAAACUGCCCUGGGUCUGCAGGAGAAUCUGAUAUUCCUGAAGGCCUAGUAGGAGAAGUCGCUCUUCAAAUUUGUGACUUAAUUAUGUGUAAGAAAACAUGUAAACCAGGAAGACCAGAGGAUGGGCAUUUUUAUUUUUGGUAAAGAAAAGUAAGUUCACAAUAUUUUAAACAUGUAUUUAACUAUUUUACAACUUUGUUUUGACUUUUCUAAGUGUAUGAUCAUGGUGUUCCUAAAUAUAUUUUGUUAAAAUACAUUAUGGUCAAUCAAACCGA